Molecule: messenger RNA, 483 nt
Organism: Aphis gossypii (cotton aphid)
Lineage: Eukaryota; Metazoa; Arthropoda; Insecta; Hemiptera; Aphididae
Exons: 1
Coding region: 1-483 (160 amino acids)
Source: RefSeq, a predicted model, not a curated record
AUGGCUUACCAUUACCUAGCAAAAAGUAGUUCAAGCCAAUUCUGGCCUAUAUUGGCAUACCUAGACUCAUACAAAGACUAUAUAUUUUUGAUUGGUCCUUAUCAUGGACAUAAAAAACCGGCUGAUAGCAAUGACUUUUUAAGGGAUUUUAUAGACGAAGCAGAAGAUUUAGUUAAAAAUGGUAUUUAUUUAGAUAAUACUAUAAGAACAAUUUCUAUUCACGCAAUUUGUGCUGAUGCUUCAGCAAAGUCUUUUAUUUUGAAAAUCAAAGGGCAUACUGGUUAUUUUUUCUGCACCAGGUGUUUUCCAGAGAGUGAACAUGUCGGAAGUACUUGCUUCCCAUUUAAAGAUAGUAAUUCUAGAGAAAGAACACACGAAGAUUAUAUUAACAGACGUCAAGAAGAACACCAUGUAGGUGAUUCAUUAUCUGAUUUAAUACGUAUUCCUGGUUUCGAUAUGGUAAAGUCUUUCCCCUUAGAUUAG